GAGGAGGAGGAGGCGGGCAGAGCAGGCCGCGCGCACACCGGAGCACACUGAGGGGGCUCACCGGAAACCGGAGUUAACCCUGUGACGGCCAGAGCUCGCGGGAGAGUGGGCGGGGAGAGCCGGGACCCCGCGGCCGGGGGGCAGGGAGGGAGACAGAGGAUGAAGGUGACUGUGAGCUUCGGGAGGACCCGGGUAGUGGUGCCCUGCGGGGACGGCAACUUGAAAGUUUCCAGCCUCAUCCAGCAAGCCGUGACCAGGUACCGGAAGGCCAUCGCCAAGGAUCCGAAUUACUGGAUUCAAGUCCAUCGCUUAGAGCAUGGGGAUGGCGGUAUAUUGGACCUUGAUGAUAUUCUUUGCGAUGUGGCAGAUGAUAAAGACCGGCUUGUCGUUAUAUAUGAUGAGCAAGAUCCACAUCAUGGAGGGGACGGUACCAGCGCUAGUUCGACUGGCACCCAGAGCCCUGAAAUAUUUGGCAGUGAACUUGGAACCAAUAGCAUGUCUGCCUUCCAACCAUAUCAAGCUACGAGUGAGAUUGAAGUCACACCGUCUGUCCUAAGAGCAAACAUGCCACUGCACGUGCGAAGGAGUAGUGACCCAGCACUGGUUGGAAUAGUGACCUCUGUUAGCGAUAACAAUUUUACAUCAGAAGAGCCGUCACGGAAAAAUCCUACCAGAUGGUCAACGACGGCAGGUUUCGGCAAGAAGAAUUCUCACGUCGGCCAUGGAUCCAGUGAACGAAAGAAAGAUGAAAACUGCAGAAGUCUUCCCAGGGACACCAGUAACUGGUCUAAACAGUUUCAAAGAGAUAAUGCCCGUUCGUCACUCAGCGCCAGUCACCCCCUGGUGGACAAAUGGCUAGAGAGGCAGGAUCAGGAUGAAGACGAUACAGAAGAAAAUAGUCGGUUGGAGCCUGUUGGUCAUGCAGAUACAUCCUUGGAACGAACAUCAAGUUUCUCCUUAGAUGACAUGGUGAAGCUCGUUGAAGUAUCCAAUGAUGGGGGACCCCUGGGAAUACAUGUAGUGCCUUACAGCUCCCGUGGUGGCAGAACCCUGGGAUUGUUAGUAAAACGACUGGAGAAAGGUGGCAAAGCUGAACGAGAGAAUCUAUUUCAUGAGAACGAUUGUAUCGUCAGAAUUAACAAUGGCGACCUUCGCAACCGAAGAUUUGAGCAAGCACAGCAAAUGUUUCGUCAGGCCAUGCGAUCACCCAUGAUUUGGUUCCACGUAGUGCCAGCAUCAAAUAAAGAACCAUAUGAACAACUUUCUCAAAGCGAGAACAACAGUUAUUACUCAAAUCAACACCCUCCAGACUCUCAGUACUAUGACAAUCGAAACUUCCACAGCUCGAUCCUGGAUCAGACGCCACAAAGAAUUCCCCGACAGGGAAACCAGACUGAUCAGAUAGACUCUUACCCACAUCUACCUCAUAGCAUAAACUCAGCAGGAAAACCACCAACCGGCCUCACACCAUCGCCACGUCCCAUCAGUUCCCCUCCUAACAGUGCUUACAGUACCAAAAAAGGCAAAAAGCUUCGUAUCCAACUCAAAAAAGGUGCUGAAGGCUUAGGCUUUAGUAUAACUUCGAGAGACGUCCCUAUUGGUGGCUCAGCUCCCAUCUAUGUCAAGAAUAUCCUUCCGAGAGGAGCAGCAAUUCAAGAUGGCAGACUCAAAGCUGGUGACAGACUCCUAGAGGUUAAUGACGUGGAUUUAACAGGGAAAACCCAAGAAGAAGUGGUUGCUUUGUUAAGAAGCACACAUAUGGGAGGAUCUGUACAUCUAUUGGUCCUUCGCCAAGAAGAAUCUUUCCAUCCUCGUGAGCUGAAUUCGGAACCAAGUCACAUACCACCCACAAGAGAAUCGGUCAGUACACCAGGCCCAGCCCAACACCUUACUGGCUCCUUUUACCAAGUGUCAACAUCAACAGAGAAAAUAGAAGAUGACGAUCUUGUUUUAACUCCCGAUGGAACAAGAGAAUUCUUAACAUUUGAAAUUCCUUUAAAUGACUCUGGCUCAGCCGGUCUUGGUGUUAGUGUAAAAGGUAACCGGUCAAAAGAGAAUCAUGCUGACCUGGGCAUCUUUGUAAAGUCCAUUAUAAAUGGUGGAGCAGCCUCAAAGGACGGAAGGCUUCGUGUUAAUGAUCAGCUGGUGGCAGUCAAUGGAGAGUCUCUUUUGGGCAAAACAAAUCAAGACGCCAUGGAGACUCUACGGAAGUCCAUGUCAACAGAAGGGAACAAAAGAGGAAUGAUUCAGCUUAUCGUAGCUCGGAGAGUAAAACAAAACGAGUUGGAGUCACCUGGAAGCCCCUCCGGGCCUGAAUUACCCAUUGAGACGAUGCUGGAUGAGCGAGAACGGAGAAUUUCCCACUCUUUGUACAGCGGCAUUGAGGGCUUUGACGAAUCACCCACAAGGAACCCUGCAUUAAGUCGGAUAAUGGGUAAAUACCAGCUUUCUCCCACCGUCAACAUGCCUCAAGAUGACACUGUGAUAAUUGAAGAAGACAGAACCAUCACUCUGCCUUCCCAGCUUUCUGACCAUUCAUCUUCCAGCUCACAUGAUGAUGAUGGAUGCAUAACUGACCCAAACACUAACUGGUCUAAAACCGUAACCAGCGAAUCUACAGAGGGCACACUCAGUCCAGAUGUCGAUCCAACUCUUGCCUUCCAGAGAGAGGGAUUUGGACGGCAAAGCAUGUCGGAAAAACGCACAAAGCAAUUUGGAGAUGCCAGUCAAAUGGAGUUUGUUAAAACUCGAAAAUCCAAGAGCAUGGACUUAGUAGCUGACGAGGCUAAGAUCAGUGCAAUGGCUGACCGCAAUACAGGUUCCCCAAACAGAGACGUAGGCCCUUCAUUAGGCCUGAAGAAAUCCUCCUCAUUAGAAAGUCUGCAGACAGCAGUCGCCGAGGUGACUUUGAAUGGUGACAUUCCUUUCCAUCGCCCACGCCCGCGGAUAAUUCGGGGACGCGGCUGCAAUGAGAGCUUCAGAGCCGCCAUUGACAAGUCCUAUGAUAAACCACCUGCUGAUGACGAGGAAGAUGGCAUGGAGACCUUGGAAGAAGAUACAGAGGAGAGUUCGCGAUCAGGCCGGGAGUCUGUCUCUACGGCAAGUGACCAGCCACACUCAUUGGAUAGGCAAGUCAAUGGCUCUGGACAGGAAAAAGGGGACCGCAAAAAGGACAAGAGUGGAAAGGAGAAGAAAAAAGACAGAGACAAGGAUAAAAAUAAAGCAAAGAAAGGGGGAGUGCUUAAAGGCCUUGGAGACAUGUUCAGGUUUGGGAAACAUCGAAAAGAUGACAAGAUUGAACACAAGGGAUCAUGGAAAAUGAAGGUGCAAGAAGCCCACCCUUCAGACGAUGAGAGGAUACGAAUGAGACAAGAGCAGGAGAGAAUUCAGGCGAAGACCCGCGAGCUGCGGGAGCGACAGGCCAGAGAAAAGGACUAUGCCGAAAUUCAGGAAUAUGCUAAGCCCUACAGCUCUCUUGAUGACCCAACUUAUAUGGGGGCAGGUCACUAUGACAGUAUCCCUAACAGCGGCACUAUGAGUUUGAACAGCAGACCCCAAAGCCCGAGAGAUGGCAAGCAAAUCGAAGCACUCUACGCUCAAGUAAAGAAGCCUAGACAUGCAAAGCCUCCACCUGUAGACAGCAAUCGAUCAACUCCAAGCAAUCACGACCGGAUACAGCGCCUUCGUCAGGAGUUCCAGCAAGCCAGGCAUGAAGAUGAUGUUGACGAACGUAGACGGACUUAUAGUUUUGAACAACCUUGGCCAAAUAACCCAACCUAUAACCAGACGGGGCGACAUUCGGUAUCUGUUGAAGUUCAGAUGCAGAGACAAAGACAGGAAGAACGAGAGAGCUUCCAGCAAGCACAACGCCAGUACAGCUCAUUACCCAGGCAAAGUAGAAAAAACCCUAGUUCGGUUUCUCAGGAUUCCUGGGAUCAAGCUUACCCUCCUGGAGAAGGGUUCCAGAGUGCGAAGGAGAACCCACGAUAUUCCAGCUAUCAAGGAUCAAGAAAUGGCUAUAUGGGUGGACAUGGUUUUAAUGCCAGAGUAAUGAUGGAAACUCAAGAAUUGCUCCGACAGGAGCAGAGACGAAAAGAACAACAACUUAAAAAAAAGGUGUCUGAAGGAUCAAAUAACUAUGACUCGUACAAAAAAGUCUCCGAUCCCAAUUAUGCCCAACCAAAAGGUCCUUUUAGACAGGAUGUCCCACCAUCUCCAACUCAGGUAGCAAGGCUGAACAGAAUACCACCACAAGAACAGGGGCGACAAUUUUAUUCCUGAGAAGAAUUCGGAAAGUGGGGGUUGAAUUGAAACAAGGCAAUAAAGAAUAUUUUCAUGAGAGACAUUGUAUUAUUUUUAAAUGGAUGGUACUAUGGUACAUAGUGUGUUUCAGUGCCUUUAGCAAUAUGGGCAAAAGCGACAAUGGACCUUAUUCUGCCCUUGUCUCCUCUUGAUCUGAAGGGAUACUUUAACGGAAGGAUUUUUUCACAAUGAGACAAUCACUGGUUACAAUAAAAUACAGCCCCAAGAAUUCUACUGUUAUGCCCAAGUUAAAUCAAAUUUCAAGUGCUUUGCUACAUCGUACUUUGCUUUGCUAUGCAGAUUUUUUUGACAUAUCAUGGAAAGAGGCAAUGAAUAUGGAUUUCUACACAACUUUUUUCAAUUUUAUACGUAUAUCGGAAUGGUUGGCCUAAGUAUUAUUACUAUUUUAUUAAGUGGCCCAUUAUUGGUGAUUUAAUCAUUUACACUACAUAUGUUUUCUUUGUGUCUUUGCAUUUAUACAUAAAAUGCUGAUUUAGGUUU
This is a messenger RNA of Pelobates fuscus (common spadefoot toad), 4803 nucleotides long. RefSeq names its product par-3 family cell polarity regulator (gene PARD3). Lineage: Eukaryota; Metazoa; Chordata; Amphibia; Anura; Pelobatidae. The transcript is spliced from 26 exons. Gene Ontology annotation, cellular component: cell cortex; apical junction complex; apical plasma membrane. Gene Ontology annotation, molecular function: phosphatidylinositol binding; protein binding. The record is from RefSeq and is a predicted model, not a curated record. Gene Ontology annotation, biological process: establishment of cell polarity; microtubule cytoskeleton organization; establishment of centrosome localization. The coding region runs from base 160 to 4281 and encodes 1373 amino acids.